Molecule: messenger RNA, 447 nt
Organism: Brassica napus (rape)
Lineage: Eukaryota; Viridiplantae; Streptophyta; Magnoliopsida; Brassicales; Brassicaceae
Product: purple acid phosphatase 10-like
Exons: 3
Coding region: 1-447 (148 amino acids)
Molecular function (GO): acid phosphatase activity
Source: RefSeq, a predicted model, not a curated record
AUGAGAGUGAUGUAUGAGCUGUGGUUCGUCAAAAACAAAGUAGAUAUUGUUUUUUCAGGUCACGUCCACGCCUACGAAAGAUCAGAACGGAUAUCAAACAUUGCAUACAAUGUGGUUAAUGGCAUUUGCAGUCCAGUGAGAGAUCAAUCUGCUCCUGUCUAUAUCACCAUUGGUGAUGGAGGAAAUAUUGAAGGACUGGCUACAAAAUUCAGUAUAAUGAGAUUUGAUGUGUUAUAUGGUUUCUGGAGAAUGACUGAGCCUCAGCCUAAGUACUCUGCCUUCAGAGAAGCCAGUUUCGGGCACACGAUACUCUCGAUAAAGAACAGGACGCACACACACUAUGGAUGGCAUAGGAACCAGGAUAGUUACACCGUGGAGGCUGACACCAUGUGGUUUUACAACCGAUUCUGGCAUCCUAUUAAUGAUUCUCCUUCUUUCCAUUCUUGA